Molecule: messenger RNA, 390 nt
Organism: Prunus armeniaca (apricot)
Lineage: Eukaryota; Viridiplantae; Streptophyta; Magnoliopsida; Rosales; Rosaceae
Source: the annotation of a GenBank genome assembly
AUGAUUCAAGCACAGAUGUGGUUCGGUGCAACCGGGGAUGGCAAAAAAAGUUUCAACCAUCAUGAAUGUUGGGAGGUGGUGAAAUAUUGCAAACGCUUCAUAAUUAUUCCCACGGGUCCCGCCGUUGUGUUAAACGAGACGCCACUCCAUGAUUCAACGACAUCCGAUUCACCUCUCGAUUCCCCUAUGAGUCAAGACUCACCCAUCGAAAAGGAGCCGAGGCCCAUUGGCCGAAAGGCUGCGAAGGCAAAGAAAACGGAAACGCCAAGAUAUAGAGGUGGCAAUUCAAGCCGAGUGUGCAUGAGAAAGGGAGUAUUUGUGCAAAAAAGAUAUGGAGAAGACGGAUUGGGAAACCACCAUGACGAUGGAUACAAGCCAUAUGUCCCCUGA